Pteropus alecto (black flying fox) is the source of this 4492-nucleotide messenger RNA. RefSeq names its product nicotinamide phosphoribosyltransferase (gene NAMPT). Gene Ontology annotation, molecular function: nicotinamide phosphoribosyltransferase activity. Gene Ontology annotation, biological process: NAD+ biosynthetic process. The transcript has 11 exons. The record is from RefSeq and is a predicted model, not a curated record. NCBI's taxonomy places the organism in Eukaryota, Metazoa, Chordata, Mammalia, Chiroptera, Pteropodidae. Bases 122 to 1597 code for a protein of 491 amino acids.
ACCCCUCCCCCUCCGGCCGAGCAGUGACUUAAGCAACGGCGGGCGGUGAAGCCCAUUUUUCGCCUUCCUCGCAGUGGCGGCUGGCGGCCCCCGGCACGCGGCCCCCACGUUCUGGUCCGAGAUGAAUGUUGCAGCAGAAGCCGAGUUCAACAUUCUCCUGGCUACCGACUCCUACAAGGUUACUCACUAUAAACAAUACCCACCCAACACAAGCAAAGUUUAUUCUUACUUUGAAUGCCGUGAAAAGAAGACAGAAAACUCCAAAAUAAAGAAGGUGAAAUAUGAGGAAACGGUAUUUUAUGGGCUGCAGUACAUUCUUAAUAAGUACUUAAAAGGUAAAGUAGUGACCAAAGAGAAGAUCCAGGAAGCCAAAGAGGUGUACAAAGAGCAUUUCCAAGAUGAUGUCUUUAAUGAAAAGGGAUGGAACUACAUUCUUGAGAAAUAUGAUGGGCAUCUUCCAAUAGAGGUAAAAGCUGUUCCUGAGGGCUCUGUCAUUCCCAGAGGAAAUGUUCUCUUCACAGUGGAAAACACAGAUCCAGAGUGUUACUGGCUUACAAAUUGGAUUGAGACUAUUCUUGUUCAGUCCUGGUAUCCAAUCACCGUGGCCACAAACUCUAGAGAACAGAAGAAAAUAUUGGCCAAAUAUUUGUUAGAAACAUCUGGUAACUUAGAUGGUCUGGAAUACAAGUUGCAUGAUUUUGGCUACAGAGGAGUCUCUUCCCAAGAGACUGCUGGUGUAGGAGCAUCUGCUCAUUUGGUUAACUUCAAAGGAACAGAUACAGUAGCAGGAAUUGCUUUAAUUAAAAAAUACUAUGGAACAAAAGAUCCUGUUCCAGGCUAUUCUGUUCCAGCAGCAGAACACAGUACCAUAACAGCAUGGGGGAAAGACCAUGAAAAAGAUGCUUUUGAACAUAUAGUAACACAGUUUUCAUCAGUGCCUGUAUCUGUGGUCAGCGAUAGCUAUGACAUUUAUAAUGCGUGUGAGAAAAUAUGGGGUGAAGAUCUGAGACAUUUAAUAGUAUCAAGAAGUACAGAGGCACCACUAAUAAUCAGACCUGAUUCUGGAAAUCCUCUUGACACUUUAUUAAAGGUUUUGGAUAUUUUAGGUAAGAAGUUUCCUGUUACUGAGAACUCAAAAGGCUACAAAUUGCUGCCACCUUAUCUUCGAGUUAUUCAAGGAGAUGGAGUAGAUAUUAAUACCUUACAAGAGAUUGUAGAAGGCAUGAAACAAAAAAAGUGGAGUAUUGAAAAUGUUUCCUUCGGUUCUGGUGGAGCUUUGCUACAGAAGUUAACAAGAGAUCUCUUGAAUUGUUCCUUCAAGUGUAGUUAUGUUGUAACCAAUGGCCUUGGGAUUAAUGUCUUCAAGGACCCAGUUGCUGAUCCCAACAAAAGGUCCAAAAAGGGCCGAUUAUCUUUACAUAGGACACCAGCAGGGAAUUUUGUUACACUUGAGGAAGGAAAAGGAGACCUUGAAGAAUAUGGUCAUGAUCUUCUCCAUACUGUCUUCAAGAAUGGAAAAGUGACAAAAAGCUAUUCAUUUGAUGAAGUAAGAAAAAAUGCAAGGCUGAAUAUCGAACUGGAAGCAGCACCUCAUUAGGCUUUGUUUUAUGACUGGGUCUGUGUGCUAGCCUAUGUGUGUGCGUGUAUGUGUGUAUUUACGUGCAUGCACGCACGUAUAUACCUGUGUGUAUGUAAUACAUGGUGUUUAUUGUACAGAUGUGUGAGGUUUUCUUGUGUUUUAUGAUACAUUACAGCCAAAUUAUUUGUUGGUUUAUGGACAUACUGCUCUUUCAUUUUUUCUUUUUUUUCAGUGUUUGGUGAUCUCAAAUUAAGAAAUGCACUUAACCAUGUAAAAGAUUAAUGCUAAAGUCAGCUUUUUAGGGCCCUUUGCCAAUAGAUAGUAAUUUAAUCUGAUAUUGAUCUUUUCACAAAUAACAGAACCAAGAAACUUUUAUAUAUAACUGAAGAUCACAUAAAACAGAUUUGCAUAAAAUUAUCAUGAUUGCUUUAUGUUUAUAUUUAACUUGUAUUUUUGUACAAACAAGAUUGUGUAAGAUAUAUUUAAAGUUUCAAUGAUUUAACAGUCUUUCCAACUUUUCAUGAUUUUUAUGAGCACAGACUUUCAAGAAAAUACUUGAAAAUAAAUUACAUUGCCUUUUGUCCAUUAAUCAGCAAAUAAAACAUGGCCUUAACAAAGUUGUUUGUGUUAUUGUACAAUUUGAAAAUUAUGUCAGGACAUACCCUGUAGAAUUACUAACCUCACUGCCCCGGUAGAAUAUGUAUUAAUCAUUCUACAUUAAAGAAAAUAAUGGUUCUUACUGGAAUGUCUAGGCAGUGUACAGUGAUUAUAUACGUUGGUCAUUGUAUUGUACCAGUAAAAUGCCAAAUUUGAAAGGCGUGUACUGCAAUUUUAUAUGUCAGAUAUUGCCUGUGGCUAUAAUAUGCACCUCAAGAUUUUAAGGAGAUGUUUUUAGAGAGAAUUUCUGCUUCCACUAUAGAAUAUAUACAUAAAUGUAAAAUAUUGACAGAAGUGGAAGUAGUGUAUUUUAAAGUAAUUACACUUCUGAAUUUAUUUUUCUUAUUCUAUAGUUAAUAUGACUUAAUGAAUUACUGGAAUGGAUAGUAAGUGUACUUGUUUUAAAUUUUUUUAUUCUGUUAUAUUUUUCAUUAAGAUUUUUAAAAAUUAAAUUGGAUAUUAAAUUGUAUGGUUAUCACUUAUUAAUUUUAAACUGAAUCCCUCAAUAAAUACUCAAGCAAGUUCUUAAAUGAAGAUAAGUUAUCCCUAGUGAAAAGCAUGACAACAUGAGUUUGAAUAGAAGGAUCUUAACCAAAAACUGAAGGUUGGCUAAAUUCUAGGUGUUCAGCAUCAAAAUGUCAAAGAGUGAUUAACUGCUAGAUUCUGAGUCAGUCAUCACAUCUAACUGGAGACCAGUUUUUUUAUUUUUUUAGAUGAUUCUUUUAUAUUUAGGUCUUGUAAGGCAGGGGUUGGACAACUAUGGCCUGCAGGCCAAAUUUGCACUGCUCUUUUUCUGUAAAUACAUCUUGCCUAUGGCUGCUGAGGACAGUAGGAGAAAUUGAGUAGUUGCAAUAGUGACCACAUGGCUGCCUACAAAGCCUGAAAUGUUUUAUUACCUGGCCCUUUACAGAAAAAAUUUCUUGACCCCUAUUCUAAGAAAAGGAGUGUGCAUUGAAUUUUAAGAGAAAUACUGAUUUUCAUGGACGGGAGGCUAAGUUGAUACAGAGUUUGUCUCUUUUGUUCUUUGUUUUCUCAUUUAAGAAUCUGAUAUUGGAAGACUAAUUUAGAAACACUUUAACAAGAUGACAUUAAAUGUGAAAUUUUAAAAGUUGAAAAGCCAUAAAUCAUGUCCUCUAAACAGUUACAUGAGAAAUAUUUUAUCAGUAGAGUAACCUAAUGAGAGGUGAGUUGCCUUUAUUAAACAUCUUUUAUAAGCAUCAUUAAAAAAUAUAUAGGUUUUUGCAAAUGAUUUCAAACACUUGUUUAACGAGAACAAUAAGCAUUAUUCACUUUUAGUAAGAACUUCAUCCUGUAAUUUCUGGUAGAAAGUAAUUUUAAGCUGAAUUUUUUUAAUGUAUCUAAAGAUUAGUAGUAUUAAAAAGAAUACACACCUUCACAAAAUGUGCUAAGGGGCUUAUAGAGAAUCAAGGAACUAUUUAUUACCAAUAACAACUUUGAUAACCAUCUAUAAUUUUGAUUUUGUUUAAACAUUGGAAUUAUAUUGUAGAUUAUAUUCUUUGUGUACUAUGAAUUGCAGCAGUUUCAAAGUAUUUAGAGGAGGAUUAUAAAGCUUUCAGUGAAUGCUAAAAUCUGUACAUUUGUACUCGGUCAUAGAUUGGGGACUGGAAUGAUUAAUUUUAUUAGCUCUUAGCCACUUGGAACUGAUUAAUCCUGAAUUUCCAUCACUAAGCUCUUAGUAUUAGGCCAUCCCCAUUCUGAGUAGCAGUGGUUAACAUAGAUAUCAAAUAGAACUCUGCUGUGUGUCACCCUUAAAUCAGCCUAACUAUUCCAGACAAAAGCAAAUGGCAUGUGUGGGUUUGCUUACGUCAUUAGAUUUGCAACUGAUAACAGUUUAUCCCCCUCAAUUCAUAAUAUCAUGAAGUGUUUGUAUUUUAAAUAGGAGAUAGGAGUUCUGUAUUAAGACUCUUUAUUUGUACUAUAUACUUAAAAGCAAAAUGGUUUUAAUGAUUAUCCCUUAUUUCCUUUAAUUAUUAUGAGAAAAUAUUUUAUAAUGAAAUCCAUCUUGGAAAACUAGAAAGAGAAAAGCGGCAAGGUAUAUAUUGUUCUGUUUGCCAUAAUUUAGAAUUCUGCACUUAAACAAGUAUUUUGUAGUUUUACAUUCCUUUUUAACCCAUUCAGUGGAGAAUUUCAGCUUUUCUCCAAAGUUGUGUGUUAAAUCUCAUAUGUAUUCAACAUCAAAGAUAAACAUGUAAUAAACAUGGAAAUAAAGUUUAGCUCUAUUAGUGAAAUCUUAAA